AUGGCUGCUGAACAAGAUGUAGAAGUUGAAGACGAUUUAGCCAAAGCUCAACGAGAUCUACGUGCUUUGAAAACAAUGAUUUCCUCCCAAUCAAAAAAUAACUUUAUGCGAGAACGUGAUGUUCGGUUUCUUGAUUCACGUAUUGGUUUAUUGAUUCAAAGUCGAAUGGCACUAGAUGAACAAAAUGAAGUUGCUUCUCGAUUGGAAGAACAAGACGAUGAAAGUGAUGAUCAUUAUCCGGAUGAUCGAAAAAUGCAACAAUAUGGUAAUUUAUUCUAUCUCUUACAAAGUGAACCUCGUUAUGUGGCUACAUUAUGUCGAUUAGUUACCCUUUCUGAAAUUGAUACUUUACUUCAAACUGUCAUGUUCACCCUUUAUGGUAAUCAAUAUGAAAGUCGCGAAGAACAUCUUUUAUUGACUAUGUUUCAAAACGUACUUUCUUGGCAAUUCGAAACUACUACGGAAUUUACUUCUCUUUUACGCGCCAAUACUCCUGUCUCUCGUAUGAUGACCACCUAUACUCGUCGUGGUCCUGGUCAAUCUUAUUUGAAAUCCGUUUUGGCUGACAAGAUCAAUGAUCUGAUUGAACAAAAGGAUCUCAAUUUACAAAUCAAUCCACUCAAGGUUUAUGAAGAAGUGGUACAAACAAUGGAAAAAGAACAUGAUGAACUUCCUCCUGAUUUCCCUAGAAGUAUUACAGCUGAAAUGGCAUCAAGUCAUCCUCAGGUUCAAGCUAUUAUUGAACCACGACUCAAUUCGUUAAUGGAAAUUGCUGAUUCCUUUUUACUUACCAUCAUUCAAUCUUUGGAUCAAGUUCCCUAUGGUAUUCGAUGGAUAUGCAAACAAAUUCGAUCAUUGACAAAAAGAAAAUAUCCUGAUGCUACUGAUCAAGCCAUUUCUACUCUUAUUGGAAGUUUCUUCUUUUUACGUUUUGUGAAUCCUGCUAUUGUGACUCCCCAAGCUUAUAUGCUAGUUGAUGGUGUUCCUGGUGCCCAUCCACGUACAACUUUGACUUUGAUUGCUAAAAUGAUACAAAAUCUUGCCAACAAACCAACAUAUGCCAAAGAAACCUAUAUGAUCCCAACAAAUCCAUUUGUAGAAAAGAAUAAACGACGUACCAAUCAAUUUUUGAAUGAAUUGUGUGAAGUGAGUGACUUUUAUGAAUCACUUGAAAUGGAUCAAUACAUGGCAUUAUCAAAAAAGGAUAUCAUGAUCAAUAUUACCCCAAAUGAAAUAUACAAUACUCAAUCUUUACUGGAACAACACUUGGAUAUUCUUGCACCUAAAUCAGCCGAUCACUUGAGAAUUUUGACGUUGGAAUUAGGUCAAGCUCCUGCACAAGUACCUAGAAAGGAAAACAAGGCUAUCGAAUUACCUUUAUUCAGUCGAUGGGAAAUGCCAAUUCAAGAUUUAACAAUGACAUUGAUGUCGGACAAUAACAUUACACAAAACGAUAUUCUGUAUAUGGAAGCAAAGGCGAUAUUUGUGCAAAUCAUUCGAUCAUUACCGGGACUAUCUCGACCCCCUUUGAAGUUAUACCAUAUUGCUGAAACGGCUGGUACCGCGAAGGAUGCUCAAUUGGUGCGUAAAGGAAUCAAGGUAAAAGAAAUGAUUCGAGAAUUGGAAGAGGCUGGAGUGAUUGACCAAGUGGAUGGUCAUCGGUUAUUGGUGGAAGAAAUUACACAAGAACUGGCCCAUCUCGGUGAUUUAAAAGUCAAGGUGAUGGAAGAACUUCAAUCUCUACAAGGCGUUUACAAGACUAUUCAAGAUCACAACAAUUACCUUAUGAGCCAAUUGGAAAGUUAUAAAGCUUAUCUUCAAAAUGUACGUAUUCAAAGUGGUGGUGGAGCCAAGGCAAACAAUAAGAAACAAGUAGGACUUGGUGUUGAAGUUGUCGAAGGAAAAGCAAAGAAAGCAACUGGCAGUAAUAAGACUCAUAUUCAAGGACCAUUCAAAUUUACUCAUCAACAAUUGGAACGUGAUGGGAUUAUUGCUGAAACAGAAGUACCUGAAGCUCGACGAAACAAUAUUUAUGUCACUAUCACCUCUCCUAUUCCUGGUACAUUUAUUAUUGAAUUACAUUAUCGUGGAAGGGAUAAACCUAUUCUGGAAAUUGAUCUGAAAUUGGAUGAUCUAUUGGAAAAGCAACAAGAUCAAGUCCAAUUAUUGGAUCUAGACUAUAUCAAGCUUCAUGUCAACAAAACUCUCAAUCUAUUGACAAAAACAUUUAUGGCUAGAAACAAAACUGGAUUCUUUUCAUAGAUAGAUAGAUAGAUAAAUGAUCUUCCUUCUCCCUCUUUAGUAUUUAUUAGUUCCACAUAGUUAUCCAUUUUUUUUUUCCUUAUUACUUUUUCUUUCUUUUUUUAUUUAUUCUAUAUUUCCUUUCCUUUAUAUACAUUAGUUUCUUAUAUUUUUUUCCCCCAAAAAAUCCUAUUUUAUAAUUAUUUAAUAAAUAAAACACAAAUAUUUACGUACAAUG
Molecule: messenger RNA, 2479 nt
Organism: Halteromyces radiatus
Lineage: Eukaryota; Fungi; Mucoromycota; Mucoromycetes; Mucorales; Cunninghamellaceae
Product: Rho GTPase activation protein
Exons: 9
Coding region: 1-2262 (753 amino acids)
Biological process (GO): regulation of GTPase activity; regulation of actin cytoskeleton organization
Cellular component (GO): cell cortex
Molecular function (GO): GTPase activator activity; protein binding
Source: RefSeq, a predicted model, not a curated record